Messenger RNA from Xenopus tropicalis (tropical clawed frog), 9591 nucleotides. It is a transcript of the gene mical3, whose product is annotated as microtubule associated monooxygenase, calponin and LIM domain containing 3. The record is from RefSeq and is a predicted model, not a curated record. The coding region runs from base 405 to 7133 and encodes 2242 amino acids. Gene Ontology annotation, cellular component: cytoskeleton; nucleus. The transcript has 43 exons. NCBI's taxonomy places the organism in Eukaryota, Metazoa, Chordata, Amphibia, Anura, Pipidae. Gene Ontology annotation, molecular function: F-actin monooxygenase activity; cytoskeletal protein binding; FAD binding.
AAGGGGAGCAGCCGCUGUACCAGUCCCAUUCCCAUCACUGCCAAAGAUGCUCAGGGUCCCAGAGGGGUGUAAGGAGGGAGGGAGGCUGCAAGCUCCGUUGCCAUGGAGAUAAUGACGAACUGAGUACCACAGACAGAAGCAUGGGGAAGCCAGUGAUCCUUCCAGCGGGUACAAGAUGGAGACGUGGGGCUCCCCGAGAAAAUCUUGCUUUAUCUCCGUGACUGAUGAAUUUGGGACUGAGUAGAGACCUUGACAUUAGGAGGAGCAGGGGAAUUAUAAUGAAGCAUCAGACGGGAAAGAGCGUAAUGACCUUGUCCAGCAGGUUAGCCAUGCUGGCCUCGUAGCAGCGCCUCACCUCGGAAGGAUCUCGGGCGGGUGUGGGGGGGCCCGGCCCUGCCUAGACCAUGGAAGAAAGUAAGAAUGAUAAGGCCAACCUGUCGCACGCGUUGUUUGACCGCUUUGUCCAGGCCACCACGUGCAAGGGAACUUUGAAGAGUUUCCAGGAGCUGUGCGACCAUUUGGAUUUGAAGCCCAAAGACUACCGGACCUUCUAUCAUAAACUCAAGUCCAAGCUCAACUAUUGGAAGGCCAAGGCGCUAUGGUCCAAACUGGACAAGAGAGGGGCUCACAAGGAUUACAAGAAGGGGAAAGCAUGCAUCAACACCAAGUGUCUGAUCAUCGGGGCGGGACCCUGCGGCCUACGGACAGCGAUAGAACUCUGCUUCCUGGGGGCCAAAGUAGUCGUUGUGGAGAAGAGAGACGCCUUUUCUCGGAACAAUGUUUUGCACCUUUGGCCCUUCACUAUCCACGACCUGCGUGGGCUGGGGGCCAAGAAAUUCUACGGGAAGUUCUGCGCCGGAGCCAUUGAUCAUAUCAGUAUCCGGCAGCUGCAGCUUAUUUUGCUCAAAGUCUGUCUGAUCCUUGGGAUCGAGAUUCACGUUAAUGUCGAGUUCCAAGGUUUGAUCGAACCUCCAGAAGACCAGGAGAAUCAGCGGAGCGGCUGGCGAGCAAAGGUUUACCCAAAAGGACACUGUGUGUCUGACUAUGAAUUCGAUGUCAUUAUUGGUGCAGACGGAAGGCGAAACACGCUGGCAGGUUUCCGGCGGAAAGAGUUUCGUGGUAAGUUGGCGAUUGCAAUCACGGCCAAUUUCAUCAACCGCAACACAACAGCCGAAGCGAAGGUGGAGGAGAUCAGCGGCGUGGCCUUCAUUUUCAACCAGAAGUUCUUUCAGGAUCUACGAGAGGCGACAGGGAUCGAUCUGGAGAACAUUGUUUAUUAUAAAGACGACACUCACUACUUUGUCAUGACGGCAAAGAAACAGAGCUUGCUGGAGAAGGGAGUGAUCUUACAGGAUUAUGCCGAUACGGAGCUGUUACUUUCCCGUGCCAAUGUGGACCAAGAAGCCCUCUUGAACUAUGCCACAGAAGCUGCCAGGUUCUCAACCAAUCAGCAGCUGCCCGCGCUGGACUUUGCCAUAAAUCACUAUGGGCAGCCGGAUGUGGCCAUGUUUGACUUUACCUGUAUGUACGCGUCGGAGAAUGCCGCCCUUGUGCGGGAAAGGAAUAACCAGAGGCUGCUGGUGGCAUUGGUUGGAGACAGCCUUCUGGAGCCCUUCUGGCCUAUGGGAACCGGCAUUGCACGCGGGUUUCUUGCUGCUAUGGAUUCCGCAUGGAUGGUACGAAGCUGGUCUCAAGGUGCCAGCCCUAUGGAGGUGCUAGCAGAAAGAGAGAGUAUAUACAGGCUCCUCCCUCAGACUACUCCUGAAAAUGUGAGCAAGAACUUCAGCCAGUACAGCGUCGACCCAACUACUCGGUAUCCCAAUGUCAACUUGCAGUUCCUCCGACCCAGUCAAGUACGUCACCUGUACAAUACCAGUGAGUUGAAGGAUCCAAAUAUAGAGAUUGGGAACGCUGUGAACUCAAGGACACCAGUUCUGGGCCGAAAUGAGUCAGUCGCCCGCACCGGUAAGCUGCUUGGAUGGUGCCAAAAGCAGAUGGAGGGUUACCCUGGAGUCAAUGUGACCGACCUUACCAUGUCUUGGAAGAGUGGCCUGGCGUUAUGUGCUAUUAUCCAUCGGUACCGCCCUGAGCUCAUAAACUUUGAAUCUCUGGAUGAGCAGGACGUGGAGAAGAAUAACCAGCUGGCCUUUGAUAUUGCUGAGCGGGAGCUGGGCAUCUCGCCCAUCAUGACCGGAAAGGAAAUGGCUUCUGUGGGGGAACCAGACAAGCUGUCCAUGGUCGUGUAUCUCAGCCAGUUCUACGAGAUGUUCAAGGAGUCUGACGCAGAGGAUGCCAACCAAUAUGCCGAUGAGAAGGCCGCCCUGCUUGCCAGCACCAAGUCUCCCAUCUCCUUCCUCAGCAAAUUGGGGCAGACUAUCUCUCGGAAACGCACUCCCAAGGACAAAAAGGAAAAGGACUCUGAUGCCUCAGGAAAGCGAAGGAAAACAAGCCAGUCCGAGGAUGAGGAAGCUCCCCGAACGCAGCGGGAGGAAAAGCCGGCAUCGGUGAGCGCCGUGGCCGAGAGGCGGAAUGAGACUGCGUCUGCCGCCGGCCAAAAUAAAGUCAAAUCAAUGGCCACUCAACUCCUGGCAAAAUUUGAGGAGAACGCCCCGGCCCCCAAUGCAGGACUGCGCAAACAGAGACCCACCCUUCCCUAUCAGGAGCGCUUGCAAAACCAGGCUUCUCAGAGGCAGACUGAGCCUCAGUGGAAACAGCGCAGGGAUAACCAACGACCACGGAGUUGCCCUAAAAAGGUCAUCACCUUAAAUGCGGGGUCUUCGCCUGUGCCUCUCCCUGUGCUGCAGACAACCCCGGUGCUCGGCAGUAGCCGUUGGGAGCAGUGUCCCACACUGGAGAGGUCCGAGACCCAAUCCCGCUCUCCGGCUGGCCAAUGGCAGCAGACCCUUGCUCAGCGUUCCUCCGACCGCCCCUCGUCCCCCUCGUCCGAUGCCCUUCGACAGAAGUAUAUAAAGAUGUACACAGGUGGAGUGAGCUCAUUGGCUGAGCAAAUAGCCAAUCAGCUUCAAAAGAAGGAAACGCCAAAACCUCUGUUCGGGAAGAAAGUGGGCUCAUUUAGGAAAGAGUUCCCCCAGAACCUGGGAGGGAGCGACGUCUGCUAUUUCUGCCGCCGGAGGGUUUACGUCAUGGAGCGGCUCAGCGCCGAGGGCAAGUUCUUCCACCGGAGCUGCUUUAAGUGUGACUACUGUAGCACAACGCUGCGCCUCUCAUGUUAUGCCUAUGACCUUGAGGAUGGAAAAUUUUACUGCAAACCUCACUACUGUUACCGCCGGUCCGGAUACAGCCAGAGGAAGAGGCCGGCCAUGCCUGCACUUUCGGGAAAAGAAGUCACAAGGACUGUGGAAGACACCCCCGACGCGGAAGACCAAGGACGAGCCCCGCUGCUGCCCGCCCCCGCUGCUGAGAAGACCCCAGGCCCCAGUGUGAACGGCGUGGAAGAUCACAGCGCCGCCAAGAGGCUGAGAGCCACCCCAGAGCGCAUUGAGCUUGAGAAUUACCGCGUCUCCCUGCAGAAGGAGGAGCUGGAGGAGGUGCCCGAGGAAACCCUGGCGGAGCAUAAUCUGAGCAGCCUAUUGGAUAAAGGGGAGGUGGAAGAGGUGGCCAGCAGCAGUUCCGAGUCCGAGAUGGAGGAGGAGGAGGACGAAGAAGAAGAGGAGGAGGAGCCAGGAGAGUGCCUUCCCCCCUCAGAUCUGGGUGGGGUGCCGUGGAAAGAGGCCGUCAAGAUCCACGCCAAGUUAAAGGGUCAGGACAUAGAUGUGGAGGUUGUGGGAACCCAGGGGGCUGGUGGCAGUGAAGAGGAGGAGGAGGAGGAGGAAGAAGAGGACGAAGAGGAGGAAGAUGAAGAGGUAUCAAGUGAAGAGGGUGAGUACUGCCCAUGGGAGAGAGAGCUUCAGCAGGGCCUGUGGAUACAGCGUAUCUCUGAUGAAGAUACAGUUGGUAUAUUUAAAGCCGGGAACCUCAGACUCCAGCAAGCCCUCUCCCCUGUUGACCCCACGGAAAUAAAGGCAGACGUGCGCUGGACACACGUCCGCGAGGUUAAGGAAGAGCGGAGAGGGUCUAAGGAAGAGAGGGGAGAAGUGAGCAUGUCCUCUCCUUCCAAAGCGCGUCAUCUCCAUUCCCACCGUCACGACCCAGUGAGAGCGUGGCUGGAGUCCGUAUCAGGAGCUACUGGCGAGUAUGAAGAAGGUGAGGAGGAGGAGCUGGGUACUUGCCUGGCGCAGGCUGAAGCAGCUGGUGAUGGGGACACCUCCGCAGACCUUGGUGAUGAUGAUGACAUCCCGUCCGACGCCGAGGCCGAAGAACGGCUCCAGCAGUCUCAGAGGUUUAAAUUGAAGCUGGAUGUAGCCCAAGAGCCUAAGGUGGAGCAACCCGUCCUGCCAGCAAUUGCAGAUUCUGAGAGCGUCCCCAGCCCAGUCUCUCUGGCACCGAAAGCCCCCGUGCUGUCUCCAAGAAGGACACUCAAAGCGGAAGCAGAAAAGGUUCCUGUGAUGUCUCCGAAGGCAGUGACCUCUCCUGGGGGUCGGUUCUUUGCGGAUCCGUAUCUGCCAUUGGACAGCAGCAACAAAGCCUUAGUGGAAGCAAAAACUCCAACUCCUCUAUCUCCUGUUUGCUCCCAACCAGUCCCAUCGCAAGAACCUGUUAUCCCUACAUCUCCUGUGAAGUCUCCCUCAGUCCCAGCAAACACGCGCCCACUUAUAUCCCCAUCAGCUCCUAUUUGUUCCCAGCCACUGCCGUCCUCAGAGGGUACCCUAAAUGCUACAGACAGGCCCCCCGUGCGUCAGCAGCCAUCCCCUCUAAUCCCCUCUACUUCUUUAACCAAACUGCCUUUUACUGGUCACGUCAUGGGAUCUGAACAAUUAGUUAGCCCUAAUGCAAAAGAGGUCCUGAAACGUAUUGACCUUAUCGAAGAGUUCUGGACAAAAAGCGCCGAGAUCAGGCGCAGCUUAGGGCUGGCCCCCGUGGACAGAGAUCGGGUACAUGAGAUCAGUUUCCCUGCCCUAGCUUCAACUCCUCUUCAGCCUCAGGCACCUAAAUCCAAACCUGAGGAGCAAAAGUCACCGUCUCUGAAGCCACAACAAGUUGCAAGAAGAGUGAACCCUUCCCGGCUGGACAUUGAACUGCUCUCCCCUCUGACUCCAAUAUCCCCUUCUGAGAAGGAGCUGAAGAGCUCAGAUGGUGAGAAGAAGGAUAUCUCCACCAGCUCUGGCUUAGGCCUGAAUGGCAGUUCCAUAACACGUACUGCCGCCAGUGAAAGCUUUAACACCUCUGAUUCAGCCAUGCUUACUCCACCAUCCAGCCCUCCACCACCUCCUCCCCAAGGGGAAGAGCCAGCUACUCUACGUAGAAGCCGUACUCCUUGCCAGAAUGGUCCAGAAUCUAUCCCAGCCCCUGCCCUAGCACAGAGCAAGCCCCCUGAGCCCAAAAAGUCCCCCCGCUGGGAAGAAUCUGUACGUAAGUCAUUUGUAGAAAGUGUAGACGAGAUCCCCUUUGCCGAUGAUGUGGAGGACACGUACGACGAAAGAACGGAGAAUUCCAGCCUUCAAGAGAGGUUCUUUACCCCACCAACGAGUCGGGUUAAACCACAUAGAAUUGGUUUCUCCAAGGAAAAUGGAGAGAUCCCAUCUUCUUCGGAGAGAGUGCACCACAGAAAAAGGCUCUUGCCCGACGUCACUCAGGAGGCCAAAGAACGGGCAGAGGAGCGGAUGAAAGCCCGGGAGAAGUCUGUGAAGAGCCAGGCACUGAAAGACGCCAUAGCACAACAGCGGCACAAAAUGAAACAACUAGAACCAGGGGCAAGAUCGGCCAAAGCUCUGCCAUCUACCGUUAUGUUCAGCGAUUACCCUGCAGUAUCUCCUCUCCUGAGAACCCAGACCGAGACUCCCACCCUGAAGCUGGAUACCGACCAGGAGGUCUUUAUAACCCCCCCAGCAGCUCCUGACGGCUCCGUCACUUCCUCGGAAGGUUCAGGCGGGAAACCCAAGAAAAGGCCGUCUAUAUUCUCCCCGAGGAAGAAAGAGAAAAAGUCCAAGGGGGAAAGCAGUCGGGCGUCUGAUAAACAGGCGACGGACGAGAGCACCAAACCCAAGUCCUUGUGGAAAUCCGUCUUCUCCGGGUAUAAGAAGGAAAAGAAGAAGAAGCAGCAGCAGGCGGAGGACAAGUCUACUCCGAGCACUCCAUCCAGCAGCACCACCGUGGACUCUGGGAAAGCCAAGGUGGCAAAUAUGAUCCGCGGAGCAGACCUGUCCCUCCGACGUCACCUGAGCUUCUCGGAGGACUCGGACCUGUCCAGCGACGAUGUCUUGGAAAAAUCCUCCCAGAAAUCUAAGCGAGAGCGGUUUCCUGAAGCCUCGUGCCGGGCCCCUGAAUUUCACAUGCACAGAGAUGAGUCGGUGUAUGUCCCCCACGCCUUGGCAUUCAGACGGUCAUACUCAUCAAAGAAAACCUACACGGACGAGGAGCUAAGCGCUAAGCUAACAAGGCGGGUGCAGAAAGCGGCACGGAGACAGGCCAAGCAGGAGGAGCUAAAGCGGCUGCAUCGGGCACAGAUCAUUCAGCGCCAGCUGGAACAAGUGGAGGAAAAGCAGCGGCAGCUGGAGGAGCGAGGGGUGGCUGUGGAGAAAGCUCUCCGGGGAGAAGCAGACUAUUGGGGAGAGUCUUAUUACAGUGACCUCAUCGAUUUGCACCUGGGUGUUGAUCCCGUUGCCGGGACUCCGCGCCGUAGACCUCUCUCCUUCUGCCCCUGCUGUGCCCACGAAGGGAUGGGAAAGAAGGACGACCCGAAACUCAUGCAGGAAUGGUUCCGCCUGGUGCAGGAGAAGAACGCGCUGGUGCGAUACGAAUCGGAGCUGAUGAUAUUUGCCCGCGAGUUGGAGUUGGAGGACAGACAGAGCCGACUUCAGCAGGAGCUGCGGGAGCGAAUGGCAGUGGAAGAUCAAUUGAAGACGGAGCAGGAGCUGACGGACGAGAAGAAGAUCCUGAACGAGAUGCUGGACGUGGUGGAACAGAGAGAUGCUCUGGUGGCCCUGUUGGAGGAGCAGAGACUGCGGGAGAAAGAGGAGGACAAAGAUCUGGAGGAGGUCAUGUUAUCCAAGGGGUUUAACCUCAACUGGUCUUGAGAUUUUGCCCUCCUUCCUUUGCCCUCUUUCCCCCUGAGCCGGGAAGUCCGACCCCGGCACUGCCGUUUCGACACAUGAAGAAAUACGAGAAUGUUACACGACGACGCUGGGAAGGCUGCCGUGCACUGUGACUCCCUGUGCAGCCGAUACAGGCGAGCAUUCACUGCACACCGGCGCCCCCUGCAGGGCAGGUUAAAUCUGCACAUCAUAUUCAGGUUUACACAAUGCUGCCAUGUCUAUAGCCGUGCAGAGUAUGGCCACUCGGUAAUGGGAUCUCUCCAUAUCCAUGGCUAUUGGCCACUCAGAGGAACCGCAAGUAUUUUGCUCUGAGUCAUGUUCCGCCUAAUUUUAGAAAGGGGAAAUGUGUUUUUUUUUUUUUUGUGGUUCUACUGCUUUUAUCUUAUUACUGAGAAUCCCAAAGGCCAUAAUGUUUUGCCUAUUAGAAGCCACAUGGACUUCCUUAAACAAAGAGAGAGUUUUAUUAUAUUAAUAUUAUUUAACAUAGCUGCUUUUUAUUCUUCAAUAUCCUGCUAUUCCACCCCCCCCCCCCCACCUACCCACGCCACUUGGCUACCGGCAAGGAAAGUACCCCGAGGAAUCCGGAGCAGACCCAAGAGUUGGCGUUGGAGCAAGGGCAAGUCAAGCACUGCAGUUACACGUCGCCACCAGAUGGCGCUACUUUGUUCUUCCAUUCUUAAGGGCAAUGCUGAAGGGACGCGUGGAAAUGUCUGUUGCACUAUAGUGCGAGGGGGAGGAGGUCAUACGAUCAUUUAAGAAUGUGCAAUUGCCUGCAGUCGUAUCUGUGCCGCCAAGCAACAAAGGCAGAAAGGAAACUGGUUGGGGUUGCUAAGGGGAAAGCCCAUGGAUACAUCCUGCACUGAAGAGGAAACAGUAAUGUACUGAAAAGUGCUAUUCAGCCCCUCUUGCACUGCCUGUCAUUGCCAAUGUCCCAGUUUACAGGAAUCCAUAUCCCACUCGCCAUAUUUAUUUCAUUUGUUCUCUGCAUCUGCUGUCCAAUCAGGCGCUGCCGUUCAUGCCGAUGCCAGCGAAUCAGGCUGGAGCAUAACCCGGAUGAUGCUGUGGCCCCACAGGCUGACAGGAGAGAUGCUCUUCAGGCCGCUCCAUAGUGCAUAUUGAAUGGUUGUGGGGGGUUUCAUCUGAAUGAAUCUUCUGCUUUCCCCCCUCUGAUCAAUUUUCCUCCAUCUUUGUUCCUCUUCUAUAAAGUUUAGGGGCGCCAGGAGCCCAAUAUCACCGUUAAGAUAGAUUCCCAGUUGUUCAUGGGAAGUGGGAGGCUCAAUAAACCAAACACCGAAGCUGCAGCAAAGACCUACUGCAAUAUGGCUGCCAGCGGGACCCCUGUUGCGAGGCUACAUUCUCCUUUCCUUGCUUUCUUAUAUUGUACAAUAACGCUGAAUGUCUGCUCGUCUCUGGUCUUCCCUCUGCUCUUUGGAAAUGUUUUUUACAGAAUUGUAUUUUUGUUAAAUUAACCACAGGGGUACAGGAAUGAUGUUACAGUUAUACAUGAGAAUAAAUUCAACUUAUUGUGGGGCUCGUACCCCCGUUUGCCUCGGCCGGGAUCACUGCAUUUAGGGAAAAUAACCCCGCCCUUUGCUUUCAUUGGCUGGAAUGUCUUAUGCCGAAUGGCCGCCCAGGCAUGUCCAUUCUGCAAUGAAUUUCUGGGGUGCAACAGCUCCCUCUAGUGGCUAGAGCGCCAUCAUCAAUGCAAUAGGAGAUUAUGUUUGUCCUUCCCAUUUCUCUUAUAGGCAUUGGGGUGAGUAAGUGGGAAGAUCAGACCCCUGUGUAUUGUGGGUAAGUGAUUGGGGGGGGGGGUCCUGGUCAUUGCUAGAAGCCACACAUGCAACCCUGUUGUUGAGCUACAACUCCCAGCACCUUGGCGUUGGGAGUUGUAGCUCAACAAUAACUGUCCCUUGUGCUUUAAUCAACACGUGGCCCCUGUAAUUCCAGGGCCCUGGGCCCCAUGUCCUUUUUGCCUUCCCUCAAACCAUCUCAGAUAGGUUUCUGGUCCAGUAAAAUGUAUAGGACACACUGGGGGCGCUAUUGUACUAACAGAGUGGGUGGAGAAUAUGAUGCAAGUGGGCGGGGCUUCCCUAAGUGCAGUGAUGUGGCUCGGUUGGCACAGUCAAUACAGUUGUGUUAAUUGGACUGUUCUAUGAGCAUUUAGGGUUGUAGUUCAGUCUGGACAUAGAGAUUAAGCCAUUUAACCCUUUGUUGCGUCAUCACUUUAUUGGGGGGAACAUGAUCCUGCAUUGAAAUCUGUCAAUCACCUCUUGGCCAAUCACCGUCUGCGUUUCUCUCCCUCACCCCCAGCGACUGUAGCCUGAAACCCCCCCCAACCGGCAAAGCCACACAGACACUGUUUCACUUUGUGUUCUUAUUAACUUAUUUUUAAUACUUGAAAGAUUUGUUGUUUUUAUACAUAAAGGUUCGGAAGUGUUAC